Bactrocera oleae (olive fruit fly) is the source of this 1341-nucleotide messenger RNA. Lineage: Eukaryota; Metazoa; Arthropoda; Insecta; Diptera; Tephritidae. The record is from RefSeq and is a predicted model, not a curated record.
GUGUAUUCAAUGUUUUAAUAAUAUUUAGUGAAUAAAUAGAUAGUGUUUAGGUAUAUUGAUUGCUCCUGUAAACUGACCCAAAAUUUUAAAACAGUGACUUUUUUAAAUUGUUUUUUGUUUUCUUUGUGAUUUGUAACACACCGGUACCUGUACUCGUCUAUUUUACAUAAGUUUAUAGAUACGACGUUAUCGACAUGUCCGGCCGAGAUAGAGAUAUUGGAAGAAAAUGGGAGUCUGGAUCAGCAAAAAGAAAAAGAAAAGCUGAAAGAACUGCAACCAACCAAGUUUUGAGUUUAAAUUUGAUGAAGUUCCUCAACCAAACUGCAUCUGGUAGUACAGAACCUUCUGAAUCGAUAGCUUCAACUUCUACACAACAAACGUCCGAGAUACCAUUGGAAAAUGCUCUAGAUGCACUGAAUACCGAGAGUGAACGUCAGUUAGACGUAGAGCUUGGAUCAUCUUCUAGCCAAUCAAAAUUUGACGCUGAAACUCUUGUGCUAUCAUCAAGCAGUCAAGAAGAACAGAUUGACAUAGAUUCUUCAAUUCGCAGCGACGACGCCAGCGCCACAGUUCAGCAAGUACUUGUUAAUUCGGAUCCGGGAUUGUGGACGUUUCCCAUAACGGAUACACAGCGUCGUGACAUAGUUCGAAGCGGCCCCACACAGCAAUUAAAUAGCGGUGAUGAAUAUUAUCCCAAAGGUGAUGAUAACAGACACUUUUCCAAUUUCUAUUUCUCGAGAAAACUAAAUAAUGGUGAAACUGGUUAGUUUAUUCCAAUUCCCAAAAUAAAGUUUACUGUUUUCCAUGCAGAUUUAGCAAUUCACAAACUCAGGUGGUGCAAGGAGGGUGUUGUGACUGGAAACAUUUAAGUAGCAUUUUACAUAGACAUGAGAAUACCAAAGAACAUAUGGCACAUAUGUUCCAAUGGUUAACUUUAGAGAAAGGAAUAAAUCAAGGCAAAACAAUAGACCAAGAAAACGAAAGGCUAAUACGUGAAUCACAAAAACAUUGGCACAACUUGUUAGAGAGAAUAAUUGACAUAAUAAAUUUUUUGGCCUCUCAUAAUCUUGCAUUUAGAGGUCACAGAGAAUCUCUCUAGACAGGUGACGGUAUUAAGAAUUCCGGUAAUUUCAUAGAUUUAUUUAAACUGAUAUCAAAAUUUGAUCCUACUUUACGUGAACACAUGAAACGCAUUAGUGACAAACAACUUUCACACCAUUAUUUAAGUCACGAUAUUCAAAAUGAAUUGAUCAUAUUGAUGUCAAAAACAGUUGCCAAUGAUAUUAUUCGUAAGGUUAAAGAAGCAAAGUAUUAUUCUUUUUUGCUCGAUUGCACUAUAGA